AUGUGGGAAAACUCUGGCAUCGGUGGCAUCGGUGGCCGCUGCUCAGGUGUUCUGUGGGCCGGGGCCGGUCAGGUCCGGCAGGAGGGAGAUUCAGACGACACGGUCCCUGCUUGGCGUGCGGGUUUAGCGGGACGCAGGGGGGGCCUGGGAAUUCUGGGCGGAAUUUUGCUGGUGACUGCCUACCUCUUCACCAAGGGCCCAGAAGCGCGCUACGCCAAGCUGUGCGUUCGAAGCAAACAGAUGGAGAAGGAUUUCUUCAACGAUCCUAAGAAAGCUGAAUGGGCACGGUCGAAGGGCUACAAGGGACUGCAAGACCCCGAUUGCAAGGAGUGGCCUGAAUUUUGGGAGGCUGUCAAACCAUUCUGA
Molecule: messenger RNA, 366 nt
Organism: Cladocopium goreaui
Lineage: Eukaryota; Dinophyceae; Suessiales; Symbiodiniaceae
Source: the annotation of a GenBank genome assembly